AUGAAGAAGAUGUUAAAAACUAUUGAAACGUUAUCAGAGAAAGUUGAGCACCUACAGUUGGCAGUGGACCGUCAACACAGAGACAAAAACAACUACACACAUCGUUAUAGGAGUUACACUCCUGAGGGACCUCGUGAGGACCGCCGUGACUACUCCAGCAGAUCCUACAGAUCUUCGCCGCGACGUCAAGACUACGACCUUGACAGCCGUCAUUCAUCUCGUCGUGAGGGGGAGAACUACCGUCGUCUUGGUUCGUCGGACCGGCUUCCACGUCAGAGCCAUUCUUCAGAGAGAGGCAACAACAACCGCGGCCGCUCUCCGGAUCGCUAUGAGAGUCGCCGAUAUCGCUCUCCCAGCCCAGGAAGAGUACGCUUCGAGUCCCCAUCAUGUCAAAAGCAGAACCAGGUAAACUACAAGUAG
Messenger RNA from Knipowitschia caucasica, 420 nucleotides. Lineage: Eukaryota; Metazoa; Chordata; Actinopteri; Gobiiformes; Gobiidae. The record is from the annotation of a GenBank genome assembly.